Molecule: messenger RNA, 705 nt
Organism: Penicillium riverlandense
Lineage: Eukaryota; Fungi; Ascomycota; Eurotiomycetes; Eurotiales; Aspergillaceae
Product: Major facilitator superfamily domain general substrate transporter
Exons: 1
Coding region: 1-705 (234 amino acids)
Biological process (GO): transmembrane transport
Molecular function (GO): transmembrane transporter activity
Source: RefSeq, a predicted model, not a curated record
AUGGCGACUACAACCACAACAGAGGUCUUUUCUCUCGAGAACGAAGCUAAACCCGCCUUGCCCGAUCUGCAGCAACAGCAACAGCAAAUUCAAUCACCAUCCACGGCAGCCUCGGCACGAACAAUUGAGCCUCUCAACAUCGAAUCCACCCCAGACACAGAGCCCAACUACCCAACGGGCACCAAAUUUUGGUUCACCAUCAUCGCAAUAUGCAUGAUCCUUAUUCUCGGAGGGCUAGAUGCCAACAUCGUCGCUACGGCCGUGCCGAGCAUCACUGACCACUUCCAUACCGUCGCCGACGUAGGCUGGUACUCGUCUGCAUUUCGGCUCUGCACCUGCGCGUUCCAAUUCGGGUUCGCGAAGCUGUAUAAGCUCUUCUCAAUCAAGGCCGUCUUUUUGGCGAGCAAUGUGAUAUUCCUCGUCGGCUCUUUACUCUGUGCCACGGCUGCUUCAUCGACCAUGUUCAUUGUAGGGAGAGCAGUAACGGGUAUGGGGUUCGCGGGUGAGUUGGCUGGGUGUUUUGCAGUCGCGGUGCAUAUUAUGCCGCUCAACAAGCGACCCGUGUUUGCGGGUUUGAUGGCGUGUGUGGAAUCGCUUGCGAUCAUUGCUGCGCCUAUAGUUGGUGGUGCAUUGACCCAGUCUCUGGGGUGGAGAUGGUGUUUUUGGUAUGCUCUUCUCGGCACUGGCAGGAUCAAGGUAUCUUGA